UCCCUACCAACGCAUCGGUUUCCAAAUUAAAUCAAAAUUAGUUAUAUUCUCCGGGACAUAACUGCUGAUGAAGGACAGCAAGGAAGAGGUUCUUGGUAGAAAAUGGCUGCCCCUGAUCUUUUGGAUCCCAAAUCUGCAGCACAGAACUCCAAGCCUCGCCUUUCCUUCUCUGCUAAACCCAUUGUCUUAAACCUGGGGGAUGACUGUCAUACCAUUUCCAAGGUAAUGAAGUGGAAAACUGUUUCUGCCAUAUUUCUGCUGGUGUUGCUCUACUUGAUAUUUGGGGCCAUGGUCUUCAAGGCUCUGGAACAGGCCCAUGAGAGAUCCCAGAAGUUCACCAUCCUGGCUGAGAAGCUUGAGUUCCUUACCAGCCACUCCUGUGUCAAUUCAUCCGAACUUGAGGACUUUGUGAAGCAGGUGGUGGCCGCCGUGAGAACUGGGGUAAAUCCCUCAGGCAACUCGUCCAAUGAGAUGAGCCUCUGGGACCUCAGCAGUUCCUUCUUCUUUGCUGGGACUGUUAUCACCACCAUCGGCUUUGGGAACAUCUCUCCACACACUGAAGGGGGAAAGAUAUUCUGCAUUAUCUAUGCUUUGUUGGGGAUCCCUCUCUUUGGUUUCCUGCUGGCUGGGGUUGGAGACCAGCUGGGCACCAUCUUUGGAAAAGGAAUAGCUAAAGUCGAGAAGAUGUUUGUGAAAUGGAACGUGAGUCAAACCAAAAUCCGUGUGACGUCCACCGUACUCUUCAUCUUGUUCGGGUGCCUGCUGUUCGUAACCAUACCUGCCAUCAUCUUUAAGCACAUUGAGGGUUGGAGUGCGCUCGAGGCCAUCUACUUUGUGGUCAUCACUUUGACGACCAUCGGAUUCGGUGAUUUUGUUGCUGGAGGAUCAGAGAUUGAGUACUUGGACUAUUACAAGCCAGCAGUAUGGUUCUGGAUUGUGGUCGGUCUUGCCUACUUUGCUGCUGUACUCAGUAUGAUAGGAGACUGGCUGCGAGUGCUGUCCAAAAAAACAAAGGAAGAGGUGGGGGAAUUCCGCGCCCACGCAGCAGAAUGGACAGCCAAUGUGUCAGCCGAGUUCAAGGAGACCCGGCGACGCCUGAGUGUCGAGAUUUAUGACAAGUUCCAGAGGGCAGCCUCCAUCAAGCGCAAGCUGUCAUCUGAGCUGGGCCUCAGUCCUGGGCAGGAGGCACCACUGGGGAAGAGGGCCCCGUCUGUUAAUUUCACCAGCGAAAGGGACCAGGAUGCCAAGAAUGGCAGCCCAUACAUGAACGGCCUUCAGCCCGACUGUGUUGACUGCAGUGAGAUUGCCAUCAUCGAGCACCUCAAAUAAGGGCGUUCCCUGUCUAGGUGAAAACACUGCUCAGAAAAUUGCCAGAUCCAACUAAUUAACAUUAUACAGGUGUUCACAGUCAUAAUUCAAGUUUUUUACGCACUGUGGGGUCACUUUACACUUGGCACCAGAUGAAUUUCCCCGUAGUUUGAACAAAGCUCCCAAUGUACUACUGAAGAAGAAACACAAGUGCCUUAAAUGUCAAGUCUUAUUUUAAAUUCUUAAACUCUAAUGCAUGUUUUGAUAUGUAUGCCUAUAGUCUGCUUAAGCUUUUGUGAUGAGGACAGGAGCACACACAAACUACAGAAUUUUUCCAGAAUGACUAUAACUGACCUUUUUUUACCAAUUUUUUUUAUUUUAUUUAUUUUUUUUUUAAAUAAUUUGUCAUCCAUAUCUUAUGUUUCUCUUUAAACUAUAUUGUAAUUAAGUUAAAUAGCUAGCAGUGUGAUUUGAAGGCACGGCUGAAGAAUGUUCCUGAGAUUGAUUCCCUUUCGUCACUGCUCUGCGCAUCUUCAAAAGUUUCAGAGCUCAGCAAACACUAGGAUAAUCGAUACUGGUCUCCAUUAAAAAAGGGGGGGAAAUGUGGAUUUUCCAUCUUCUUCUCAAUAUGUAUUUUUUAUAUUGCUCUUAUUUUGCUUUAUUCUUUUAAUAGUACUUGGUAGAACUAUUCCUUAGCAAGUCCUUGACUAUAGCAUGACCCAAUGUAUUGUUGAUCCACAUGAAUGACUUGUAACCUUUGUUAAACUGCAUAAUUCUGAUGAAAAUAGCUCUUUGUUAGAAUAAGAUAGUCAU
Molecule: messenger RNA, 2121 nt
Organism: Brienomyrus brachyistius
Lineage: Eukaryota; Metazoa; Chordata; Actinopteri; Osteoglossiformes; Mormyridae
Gene: kcnk2a
Product: potassium channel, subfamily K, member 2a
Exons: 7
Coding region: 103-1329 (408 amino acids)
Biological process (GO): stabilization of membrane potential; potassium ion transmembrane transport
Cellular component (GO): membrane
Molecular function (GO): potassium ion leak channel activity; outward rectifier potassium channel activity
Source: RefSeq, a predicted model, not a curated record